CCCUAGCCUGACAUUUUGAACGAAGACAGCUCUCUUCGUCCGUCCGUUCGCAAUCCUCGUCGCGCCGUAGUAUCACCACCAGCUUCUCCACUCGCGACGGCUCUGCUUGGACUGUGGGCCUUCUCUCACAGCGAACACUAGAAUAAGAAAGAAGGCAUCGAAAUCGAGCCGCGACAAGGAUGGCAUCCCGAGGCAAUUCGGCGGCCGCCGGCGCAGGCUCCACCUCUGCCUCUGCCUCUGGCAGCGGUGGGGGAGGGGGAGGAGGCAUCUCAAAGGCCUACAGCUCGCACCUGGCCAUCCAGACAGACGCUGCAAAGUACCGUGGAAAGUACAAGGAGCUCAAGAAGAAGGUCCGCCAGAUUGAGAUGGAGAAUGACAAGCUGCACUACAAGACGCUGAGGAUAAAGAGGAACAUCCAACGGAUGAGACUAGAGCGGGCGAUCCUCUACGAGCGUCUCGAGGCCGAGCUGGGUGCCAGCGCCGAUCUCUCAGCACGAGCAACGGCCGCCAAUCCACAGGCGGCCGAUUUCAACCAAGGCGCUCCUCCGCACCACCACGCUCCACCUCUCCCGCCGCCUCACCACCACCAUCAGCACCACCAUCGUUCUUCACAUGGAGGCAGCGACUACCGCCAGCGCAGCGACGAGGCUGCCGGUGCCCCGUCCCGCAGUGGGCCCAGCCCGUCGUACAGCCCGUCACCCGCCAGCCAGCGGAACAUCGGUGCCGGUACCUCUCAGCAGCAAGGUGCUGCAGCUGCCGUGCCGCCCGCUCGAUCGAGUAGGACAGGCGCAGUGAUGGAUUACAGUCCUUCGCCGGAGGGAGACCCUGCACCACCCUCGGACGAUGUUGUGGCACCCGCGUCUGGCAGGACCUCUCCGCUGCCAACAAAUGCUGCAUCAGCCGCGGAGGGUGGCUCGAGGGGAGGCGCAGGAAGCAUGAAGGUGACACUCAAGAGGGGCAACAACCAUUCCAAUGGCUCAAACAACGGCAGCGCAAAAGAAGGGUCCUGGUAG
Molecule: messenger RNA, 1013 nt
Organism: Acaromyces ingoldii
Lineage: Eukaryota; Fungi; Basidiomycota; Exobasidiomycetes; Exobasidiales; Cryptobasidiaceae
Exons: 3
Coding region: 180-1013 (277 amino acids)
Source: RefSeq, a predicted model, not a curated record